CCAUUCAGACAUAUAAUGUCUUACUCUCCGAACCAUCCGUCACCUGUACCCCCUUUCACCAACCACUCCACUAAAAUGCGCCACUCCGCCAAUAACCACCACCACCACCACCGUUCACCACCACCACCUCUCAUCACACUCACUCUCCUCUUCUUCACCACCAUCCACCUCACAAACGCAUGGCGUCCAUGGCCCAACCAAAAACACAACAUAACAAAUCUUCAUUUCGAUUCCAACAAAAAAUUCGAAGGCUCGUCCGAAUUCGUCAAACUAAAAUACCACAUGGGACCGGUUCUGACCGAGAACAUCACCGUACACAUAAUCUGGUACGGGAAAUGGCCGAGUCCACAGAAAAGAGUCAUCCGUGAGUUCAUCAACUCCAUCUCCACCUCCGACCACCGCUCACCGUCGGUCUCCGGGUGGUGGAAAACAGUCCAGCUGUACACCGACCAAACCGAUUCCAACGUGUCAAAAACAGUCCACCUCGGACGAGAGAAAAACGACAGGUUAAUGUCACAUGGUAAAACCUUAACCCGGUUAUCAAUACAACAUGUUAUUAAAUCAGCCGUGUCAGCCAAAACAAAACCGUUACCGGUUCAUCCUAAGGGAGGGUUAUACCUUUUACUUACUUCAGAGGACGUGUACGUUCAGGAUUUUUGCCAGAACGUAUGCGGGUUCCACUACUUUACCUACCCAUCGAUCGUGGGGUACACGUUACCCUACGCGUGGGUAGGUAAUUCGGCAAAACUGUGUCCGGGUGUGUGCGCAUACCCGUUCGCAGUUCCCGAAUAUAUCCCGGGGUUAAAACCGUUAAAGUCACCUAACGGUGACGUCGGGAUUGACGGGAUGGUUAGUGUGAUAGCUCAUGAGAUUGCUGAGAUGGCUUCGAACCCGUUGGUGAAUGCCUGGUACGCGGGUCAAGACCCGUCGUUUCCGGUGGAGAUUGCUGAUCUGUGUGAGGGGAUUUACGGGACCGGUGGUGGUGGGUCCUACACGGGACAAAUGUUGAAUGAUGGAGAUGGAGCUACUUAUAAUAUGCAAGGGAUUCGAAGGAGGUUUUUGGUGCAGUGGGUGUGGAACCAUGUGGUUAAUUACUGUACUGGCCCGAAUGCGCUUGAUUGAAAGGGAGAGGUCCAAGUGUGGUGUACUCGGCUCGGCUAGUGGGGUGUUAAACCUUUUGCACUUUGGUUAUUGGUUUCUUUUUCGUUUGUGUUUUUGUUGAUUAUAUUAUCAUUAAUAUAUUGUCAAUGAAGUUAAUUAAAUUAUGCUUGUUAAUUAUUACCAGGAGAAAUUUCGUA
Helianthus annuus (common sunflower) is the source of this 1298-nucleotide messenger RNA. Its product is annotated as protein EXORDIUM-like 3. The coding region runs from base 16 to 1122 and encodes 368 amino acids. Lineage: Eukaryota; Viridiplantae; Streptophyta; Magnoliopsida; Asterales; Asteraceae. The transcript has a single exon. The record is from RefSeq and is a predicted model, not a curated record.